This is a messenger RNA of Orbilia oligospora ATCC 24927, 1224 nucleotides long. RefSeq lists its product as uncharacterized. Gene Ontology annotation, biological process: inosine biosynthetic process; adenosine catabolic process. Bases 1 to 1224 code for a protein of 407 amino acids. The record is from RefSeq and is a predicted model, not a curated record. Gene Ontology annotation, molecular function: adenosine deaminase activity. The transcript has 4 exons. Lineage: Eukaryota; Fungi; Ascomycota; Orbiliomycetes; Orbiliales; Orbiliaceae.
AUGUCGACUGCGCACCACCAACCGCGACCCGAAAGCACCACAUUGGCCGACUUAAUAGGCUCGUCGAGAGAAUCAGAGACACCGGAUUGGCCAGACGAAGAUUUCUGCAAACGUUUACCUAAGAUUGAACUACAUGCCCAUCUCACUGGGUCAAUCAGAAGAGAGACCUUGGGCGAAAUAUGGCGGAGACGGAAGGAACAAGAACCAGACUUCGAUCUCGAGGAUCCCCUCGUGGCCAUCCCUCCGGGUAAAGUUGAUUUCGACUUGACAACCGAAUGGAGCGUCGAACAUGCCACCCGCCAGGUCCUCCGCGACUUCGAAUCCGACGGUGUAGUCUACCUCGAACUCCGUACCAUCCCACGUGCAUUCGACGAAACAGGCCUCACAAAGGAAAAAUACAUCACCACAAUCCUCUCCACCAUUCGCUCCUUUCAGUCCGAAACCAUGCACACACGAUUGAUCCUCGCCAUUGACCGACAAAAUACCAAGGAGGAGGCAUUGGACACAGUGGAAUUGGCAAUCAAGUAUAAAUCUGAAGGUCUGGUGGUCGGAGUAGACCUCUGCGGCAACCCCGCCGCCGGAGACGUAAGAAUAUUCCGGGAAGCCUUUAAGAAGGCUAAACAAAACGACCUCGGCAUCACCCUACAUUUCGCAGAAAUCGAGCGUCAACCGAUCAAGGACGAACUCGACAUCCUCCUUUCCUUUGAGCCGCAGAGACUAGGACAUGCGAUCCACAUCGAGCGAAUGAUGUCGAGCCAAUCGCACCGGGCUGGAAAUACGGACGACAGGAUAUUGCGUGAGAUCCGCCAACGGAAAUUAUGUAUCGAACUUUGUCUUUCGUGUAAUGUGUACGCAAAAAUGCUGCCUAAUAGGCAUGGAAACGGAAGCAGCAGCUUCCAAGAUCACCAUUUCAAGUAUUGGUGGAAAACGGACUGUCCGGUUGCUCUGGGUACCGACGAUGUUGGCGUCUUCCUCAGCGACCUCUCAAACGAAUACUAUCUCGCAUCGACCCACUUCCGUGUCAACAAGUACGAACUCUGGCAUCUGGUAUUCUAUUCCAUCGACGCUAUAUUCGCCGACCAGUCCGAAAAGGACCGACUAAAGAGCUCGCUGUUAGCAUGGGGUAAAGAGAACAAUCUUGACGUAGGAGAUGACGAUGAAAGCGUCAACGAGAUUAUCGAUCACGAAGAUGAAGAAGGAGAAAAUUCAGCUGAGCAAACUUAA